Racocetra fulgida is the source of this 374-nucleotide messenger RNA. NCBI's taxonomy places the organism in Eukaryota, Fungi, Glomeromycota, Glomeromycetes, Diversisporales, Gigasporaceae. The record is from the annotation of a GenBank genome assembly.
AUGCCCGCUUACAUUGAUGAAAAUGGCUAUGAAUAUCCAAAUUGUGGCCAAACUUGCGGCAAUGUCAUUAUUAAACAUUCUAAGACACUUAUAAUUUCUAAAUUAGAUAAAUGUGUCCCAUCUAUAAAAGUCCUUCAUGAAAAGGAUUUAAAUUAUAAAGAAAUUCAAAAAGAAUUUCUUAAAUCGAUGAUUCACAUUAAAAUUAUAGCUAUCGUUCGUAUUGAAACAUCACAGGAAAAACGUCAAAUCGCAAAAUCUAUUGAACAAACUCCUAAAAGAGUCAAACGUAGAUUGUAUUAUGGAACUCGUGCAAGUUGUGAUCCAAGAAAGAUUUUGAAACAUAAGAAGGCUUGUUCAGAUCCGAAAUGUGGAAU